AUGGCACACGGUGCAGAGGACUGCGCAACUGUCCUGGAGCAGUUCGUCCACGAUGUGGCGAACCUCCCAGCCGAAAUAAACCACUUGAUGGAGGAAAUACAGGCCAAGGACAAGGUCAUGCAGGAGUGCCGCGCUCUAAUCAACUCGCGCGACGGUAGCAUCCAGAAAUUCAUCAAAAUGAACGGCAGUCUGACGCCGAACCCGAAGGAAGAGGCAUACGCCAAGACUAUUCUACAGAACAUGGACAAGUCCCAAGAACUACAGAACGAGAAAAUUCAGCUCAGCGAGAAAGCAUGCGUCCUCCUCGAUCGCCAGAUCAAGCGACUCGACGUACGCAUCCUCUUCCUCCCCGACUCCGCACCCUCCGAAUCCCCCUCCUACUCUACGCCCCUCAACCAGACCUCCGGAAACGCGAAUCCCAUCCUAGCUGCCGCCCAGCGCUUGAACCAAUCCACUACACCCCGUGUCCAGGUCUCGGCCGCACAGCUCGGGCAAACAGCAGCGCGCAGCUCCGCACCCGCUACACCAGCAGCAACAGCAGCAGUCGUACACCUCCAGCAACGGCAACGCGAAUCCUCUGCCGGCGCGGUCGAUAGCAAGCGCCGUCGCUUAAACCCUUCCCUCAAUGUCCCGGUAGCCUCGUCGAACUUGCGCCAGUCUUCCACGGGCCCGGGGACACCGAAGCCCGGGACACCGGCCGGCAGCCGCGCAGGCAGCGUCGGUCCCCGUGUUACGAUCGGCGUCAAGAAGGCGUUGACCAAGAAAGUGGCUCCGCAUCAGCAAGUCAAGAAACUUAAGACUGCAAGUGGCAAGCCCAAGCGCUCUUCCAGUGCUAGUGGUCGGAUCAAGGCUUCGAAGAAAUCGCCCAAUGCGGAGGGCGAUGAGGACGAUGAUUCCAUGCUUAGUAGUGCUGAUACAUCGGACUCGGAUAAGAGUGAUGGCGCUGCUGAUGAGGAUGUCGAAGAUGAGGAUGAGGAUGAGGGUAAUGAGGAUUCAAAGGUCUACUGUACCUGUCGCACUGUCAGCCAUGGGGACAUGGUGGCUUGUGAUAAUGAUGAGUGUCCUUAUGAGUGGUUCCACUGGAAGUGUGUUGGAUUGACGCGCGAGCCGGUUGGGACUUGGUAUUGUGAUGAGUGCCGACGGACUCUGGGCAAGUAG
Penicillium bovifimosum is the source of this 1158-nucleotide messenger RNA. Its product is annotated as putative PHD finger domain protein. The transcript has 2 exons. The coding region runs from base 1 to 1158 and encodes 385 amino acids. The record is from RefSeq and is a predicted model, not a curated record. Gene Ontology annotation, cellular component: nucleus; Rpd3L complex; Rpd3L-Expanded complex. NCBI's taxonomy places the organism in Eukaryota, Fungi, Ascomycota, Eurotiomycetes, Eurotiales, Aspergillaceae. Gene Ontology annotation, biological process: regulation of DNA-templated transcription.